AUGAGUCUAUCGAGAAUGAACGUGAUGAUGGAAGAGAAAGACGAGUACACGCUAGAAGCGGAGGCGCGAAUGAAGGCUCCCCUCGAGUGGUACUCGUCGGCCAAAUGUAAGAUACUCGACCUGAAGGAGCCGCAGUACGACGAAGCUUUACGUCUGAUUAAACGCCACUUCUUUCGCGAGGAGUCUAUGUGCAAGGCGUCCUCAUUGCUGGAAGACAAAGCGUCCGUAAACGAUUACCUAGCGCUCGUGAGAACGUGGUUGAAGGAAACGACGAGCCUGGUCGCCACCAGCCUUAAAUCUGGCCGUCUGAUUGGCGUAGCUGUCGCGCGAAUCAACAGCAGCCCUGAGAAAACUGACACUUACCAUCGUGUUCAGAUCAUCGAAGGGUCAAGCUUGCGCAAGAUCAUGCAUUUGCUGAACACGUUGCUCAAGCAAACGAACGCGCACGAAACGUUCGGCCACCAGGAAUAUCUCUGCAUCUACGUUCUCUGCGUGCAUCCGUCUUAUCGAGAGAAAGGCGUGGAGACUGCGCUCCUGAACGCGUGCGUGCAACUAACGGUGGCCUUAGGAUUGCCAGCGAUCGGUGGCCUUUUCACCUGCGGUGCCAGCCAGGCAACGGCGCAGGAUACAGGCUUCAGACUUCUUUCGGAGAUCCGUUACAGCCAGUGGGUCAUCAACGAUCGAAUCGUGUUCGACGAUCCAGGAAGGGGGAACUAUUCGGCCGCCUUCAUGGGCAAGCUGAUACCGCCGGGAGAGCGAUCGGACCAAGAUGAAACGUCGUCCGUCGAUUCUGCAAGCAAACAGGAAAGCUCGAUCGUUUGGAAGUAGGAUCGUUCAAGGUCGUAUGUGGUAGAAUAUAGUACUCGCGGUUAUGAUUGAAUCAGUUGCAACCAGAGUGCCGGAUUGCGUCGUUCCUCGGAAAUCGUUACUGUAGAAAAAUAAACGUUUCAAUUAACGAUGCGAGAGAAUUUAGAAUCACCAAAUGCUUUGUGAAGAAAAUUGCUAAGAAUUGAAGAGAAGUAGAAGAAAGGAACUAAGAAUCGUUGGUAAUAUUAAUUAAUAAAAUUGAUAUAGGUGCUGUGUAAUAAUGAACGUGCAAUAUGUAUUAGUAACUAAUA
Molecule: messenger RNA, 1118 nt
Organism: Frieseomelitta varia
Lineage: Eukaryota; Metazoa; Arthropoda; Insecta; Hymenoptera; Apidae
Exons: 3
Coding region: 1-828 (275 amino acids)
Molecular function (GO): N-acetyltransferase activity
Source: RefSeq, a predicted model, not a curated record